AUGAUACUGCGCCAAAAGUCGCUGUCGCCGUCGCUGUCGCAAACUCAACUGGAAGAUCAGUCUCAGCACAACCAAGCUUCGAACGAUGGAACCAAGUCCACCCCGAUUUUCCCCACACACUCCGAUAGCACAUCAAGCUUCUCAUGGCCUCCAAAGCCAUUCCUGUUACUCUUAGAUGAGGCCGACACACUAGUCUUUAUUGACCCUGCUCCAGAGUCUGUUCGAGCUGGACUCUCUCAAUCAACUUCAGUGGCGCCUCAUAACAUUCACAGCGAGAGGCUCUUAGCCACAGACUCUACAUAUUUCCGUCGACUGUUUACCCCUGCUUAUCAAGCCAAAGUCAGAAAACAACGAGGAAUGUCCGACAACCUGCCGGUUGGUAUCAAAUAUGUUUUGGACCUCACGCCCCCGUUACUGGACGAUGAAGCCCUCAUUCUUCUGACUGAGCUCUCAUGCCCCUCAAGUGUCCGUGAAUGGGCAUCAAAGAAGAAACUGUGGAACCUACCUCGCUCGUGCGUGGGAGGGUUUGACGAAACGGAAGCUGUAGCGUCAGGCUCGAAUCAAGAGACGCACCAAUUCGAAGAGUGCUGUGAUCACUGCUCAAUCGAACAUGGCUCCUCAGAAUCAUUUGAUGCAAUCGAUCCAAAAAUCAAAGACGUGAACAGCAAGCAACUGCCACUGGAAUACUCCUCCCAGCGUCAUCGCGAGGGCAUCGAGCAUAUCCUUCACGUUUUGAUGGGUCUCAACCCCACUCUAGACACACCCUGCAAGCUGUGGACCUUCUUCGGACUCGCUAAGUUCUUUGAUGUAGCCACUGUUCCUGCCGUCAGUGGUCAUAUCAUAUCGUGGUUCUACGAGCUCAACAACAUUCGGUUUAUGGAAGUUCAUCCCGAAGUGGUCUACCGAGUUGCCUGUGGUACCAAGUCUGCUCGACUUUGCCGCGAAGCAUUCGUUGCAUUGGUAGCAGAUGCAGCCCUACUCUAUCUCCUCCGAAUGACAGGCUUCACGCCUGUGAAGUGCAUGACGAAACUGACAAAGAAUCCUGCGUAUGAUGUUCUGGACGACUCUGAGCUACAGCGCAUUGAGUAUGCCAGCAAGAGCUUUGGGGAUUUUGUUUUGCGUUGUUUUUCAGGCUUGGCUGGUAGCAAAAUGGCCUGGCUACGACACGUUGUCCCGUUUCAGGCAUUGAAUCGCCAUCUUGCACUUCAUCCGGAAGAUGGUGGUAUCGUGAACCCGAUCAUCAACACAUUUAAGGAUUACAUUCGUGACCGCAUUUACGGAGCCUUCUUCAACGGGAGAGAUACAAACCGCGCUCUUCAUGCAGAUCCCAGCGGUGAAAAAUUUUCAGACCUAUAUUACCGAUAUCUCAGCAGAGAAUCUCCUGAUAACAAGUUUCUUCUUCAGCGCUUGAUCGGCAGAGACUUCUGGCAAUCGCUGAUAUGGCUGGAUCUAUCCGAAGAUUCGACAGCUCGUACAAACUCUCAUACUACCAUUGCAGCAAUCUGCGAUGGAUGCUUGGCUUUCGCCGGUGAUAAAGACGCAACUAUUCGCCACGUCUCUAAUGAUGAGAUUUUAGAAGCAUGCCUAGUCUUCAACCAACUUUCCCUGGAGAGACUGCAGCUUCGCUACACGCAGGAGUCAGAAGCUGUACGACUUGCAGGUGAAAGAAGAGUGAUGGAGAUGACAAUCAAUAUUCGCCAGGCGCAGCCAGACACCGAAGAGGGACCUCCUUCGUAUGAUGGUCCUGUCUGGAACCCAACCCCAGCUUCUGCACCAUCCCCGUUGGCUACAGUCACAGCUCCCAUACCCCCAAACAUCCCAGAUUACCUUUUCGAUAUCGAGGUCUUCAGGAGAGACGCCAGUGAGUUCAUAGGGCACUAUGCAAACGCGAUGCUGAAAUCGGAUUCAACCACCACCUCCGACAAGAUAACGGAUACUCUCAGCUGUCUUACCAACAACGAGUACCAAUAUCUUCCCCUAUGGGCAGAUGGCAAUGACGAUGGGACUGGUGGCGUAUUCUCCGACCUCGUCGUUCCCACAACGGAACCAUUUGAUUUUCCAGGACCCGGAGCAGAGAUGUACACAGGAAAUGCUACAUCCAGCGGCUCACUCAUCAAAGUGGACCAUCCUAGUCCCGCGAGUACCAUUCGCGCUGCAUCUCGCCAUGCAACCUACGAUCAUUGUUCUGAUAUGACUUCUUUCGACUCAUGUGCCCUCACCCAAGGGUCGGAAUGCCCCGAAUAUCCCACCGAGGUCCAGCCACUGACUCCUUUGAGGGGGUUUCAAUAUGGUCAAUUCGAAGCGUCUAUGGAUCUUGAACCGGCGAUGGAAGAUGAAUCUGAGACACAAACCGACUCUGCCUUGAUGGAUAUGGAACUAACAUCGACUGCAGAUCUACUGGGGGAUAUUGAGAUGGGCCACAUUGACCAAGACAUGGUUGACUUUGAAUUUCUUUGA
Molecule: messenger RNA, 2457 nt
Organism: Penicillium salamii
Lineage: Eukaryota; Fungi; Ascomycota; Eurotiomycetes; Eurotiales; Aspergillaceae
Source: the annotation of a GenBank genome assembly